AUGAAAUUAAAAUAAGUUUUAUUCUAUAAUUUUAAUUUAAAAUGAUCUACGAUGCCCUACUAGUCCUAUGGGAUUGUUCACAAGCGUCUGAAUUAUCACAGGUAAAACCUGGAGCCUAUGCUAAUGAAGGGGAUGCAGAUAUUUAUAAUAGAAUAUACGGCAUUGCUAAAAGCCAUCACAAAAUUCAAAACUUUAUUUUGGCAACAUCAUUUCAUUCGAGGCAAACACAAACGGCAUUUGGCCACAGGACAUUUGGACUCUAUGGCCAAGCACUGAGCGAAGGCAUUACAGAAAUACUUCAAGAUUACAAGAAAGAUUUAAAAGAGGUUGAAUCUUUGAUACUUGAAAAUAAGAACUAUACAAUUUCAUUUGUAUACAGCUAUGUUGAGAAGUAUCAAGGAUUGUUUAACACUUUAAACAGAUUAAUAAGCAUAAUAAAAGAGAGGAGGUUGAAGGGAUGUCAAAUUUUAAGCCUGGUUCAUCAGCAUAUUUUAAGUGGGAAUACAAUGGUUCAUAAUGCAGUCAAAAAGAUAUUUGCUUGUGUCAAUGCAGUAUUUCUAAAUCAACUCUGCCAGUGGCUGUUGUAUGGUGAACUCAAGGAUUCAUAUGAGGAGUUUUUUAUAUAUCAACAGAAGAAAAAUGAAUCUGAUACAUUUGUUUCAUCACCAUCCACUGUGAAUACCUGUGAUAAGUCCUUAGCAACAACUCUUCAACAUACCCCAUUGGAAUGUGGUUAUGCACUAAGUCCAACUAUGAUACCAUACUUUAUACCUCUGUCUUUGGCCCAGGAAAUAUUGUUUAUUGGCAAAACAGUGAUUUUGUUUGGUUUCGAUCCGAAAAAGGUUAAGAAAGGAAAUAAUACCUUUGGUACUAACAGACCAAUGAUUACACUACAGAAUAUAGAUGCUGAUAGUAUGAGAUUUACAGUAUGGGAGGAGAAAGAGGCUGAGUUUCAUGAAAAGCUACAAAAUCUAAAGGAUACAGAAGCAUUUGAAGUGUGUGACUUACGCAGCGUUGUUAGAGACAUCAAAGAAUGUGUUACAAAGCAUCUAUGGAGUGUAGCGGUGGAGGAAGCACAGUUAAUGCACGAGCUGCGGCUCAUGAAGGACUUCUAUUUACUGGGCCGCGGGGAGCUCUUCCUAGAACUGUUGAGACUCACCUCGCAUAUCCUCGACAAGCCCACUACUAGGACUUCUACUAGAGACAUGAAUCACGCGUUCCAACUGGCGGCGCGCGCGAUAUUCCUCAGCAACCACGCCGAUAUGGACAAGUUCAGUUUCGAGCUGCCCUACGUCAAACCCAACGUCUCCCUCAACUCCACGAACGAGGAGGAUAGCAGUAUAGUGGCAGACGGAUGGUCAAGCAUAAUCCUCAAGUACGACUUCAAGUGGCCGCUACACCUGGUGUUUUCCCCGGAGGUGCUGGCGCGGUACAACGAUAUGUUCCGUCUGCUGCUGCGGAUCAAGAAGACCCAGCAUGACCUGCACGCGCUAUGGAAGACGUAUAAACAGUCUAGCAGAUUCUCAAUGUGCCAGCUACACAACAAGCUGAUGUUCCUCAUGGACAACCUCCAACACUACCUCCAGGCAGACGUGCUGGAGACGAACUUCUCUCGUCUGAUGGAGGCGGUUAACAGGACGAAUGAUUUCGAGAUACUCAAGCAGGCACACGCGACUUUCCUCGCUGAUAUACUCAGCCAGUCUUUCCUGACGGUUACCACGAGCGAGGAGAGCGACGCGUGCGGCGACGUGGUGGACAACCUCAACAACCCGGUGUUCUGCAACAUCAUGGAGCUGCUGAAGCUCUGCCACUCCUUCUGCAACAUGAGCGAGAUGGUCGCCGACAGAGACGCCGAGGACUACUACGUCAGAGGGUACUCGGAGAGGUUCAACAAACUGGUGAAACAACUGAUGCAGUUACUCGCUGCGCUGCGCGGCAAGGCGGGAGGCGCGGCGCUCGCGCGGCUGCUAGUGCGACUCGAUUUCAACCGUUGGCUGAGUGCUGAAGCCAGACUCACGCAGUCUGUCACUUCUCUACUUCGAUAUUAACGUGCCUGGAUACUUAGUCAAGACGCCUUCGUUUUAACACAGAUCUUAACGGGAUUUGGAAUACAGUCCAAACUUUUCGUGAAGUACCUUUGUUAAUUUCAGUUGAAAUUUGAAAUUAAAAGUGUAUGGGAUAAGGGUCUA
This is a messenger RNA of Aricia agestis (brown argus), 2189 nucleotides long. RefSeq names its product gamma-tubulin complex component 4 (gene Grip75). Gene Ontology annotation, biological process: spindle assembly; meiotic cell cycle; microtubule nucleation. The coding region runs from base 42 to 2048 and encodes 668 amino acids. Lineage: Eukaryota; Metazoa; Arthropoda; Insecta; Lepidoptera; Lycaenidae. Gene Ontology annotation, molecular function: gamma-tubulin binding; microtubule minus-end binding. The transcript is spliced from 12 exons. Gene Ontology annotation, cellular component: centrosome; spindle pole; gamma-tubulin complex. The record is from RefSeq and is a predicted model, not a curated record.